This is a messenger RNA of Striga asiatica, 753 nucleotides long. NCBI's taxonomy places the organism in Eukaryota, Viridiplantae, Streptophyta, Magnoliopsida, Lamiales, Orobanchaceae. The record is from the annotation of a GenBank genome assembly.
AUGAUUCUAUUUGAUACCGAUAACCUCAUCCAUAUAUUUAGCUUAAGUAGCUUAACAAAAUUUCGCGAGAGUAGAUUUUACUACAUUGUCCCCUUCUAUUAUUAUUGUGUGUCAAUUUGUACAAGGAAAAUGGCACGUGAAGCGAAUAAGCCCGCCAAACGAGUAUGGGAGUCUGUACAGCUGUACACAGUCCGAUGUGGCAAAUGCGCGAAAUGGAGGCUCAUACCCACUAAACAAAAGUACGAGCAGAUAAGGGAAAGGAUUGGCCAAGAAUCUUUUGUAUGCGAAACGGGCCGCGAAUGGAGGCCCAAUAUAUCUUGCAAUGACGAGCCCGAUGUUCAGCAGGAUGGAAGCUUGAUGUGGGCCAUGGAUAAGCCCGGCGUGCCUCAGACUCCAGCCAACUGGCAGCGAAUUAUACGUGUCAGGGCUGAAGGGGGCACUAAGUUUGCUGACGUCUACUAUGUGUCACCAUCGAACAAGAGGUUGCGUUCUAAGGUCGAACUUGAAAGGUAUCUAGCCGAGAACCCGAGUUAUAAACGAGAAGGUGUUGACAUUUCUCGGUUUUCUUUUCAAUCACCGGUGGCUUUGGAAGCUGACUAUGUUAAUGCCAAGCGUCGACUUGUUGCGGCUUCUUCUCCUGAUAAGAGCGCACUGAUUUCUCCAUCUGAAAAUGUGAAGUCACAGCAAAACAGAACAAUUCCUGAGGUUAAGGGGGCAAGAGAUUUGACAAGGCCAUAUUUUCAGCAUUGGUGA